AAUGCAGUUCAGAAGGUUUUUCCUUAUUCAGAACACAGAAAUUGUGUUAGGUAUAUUUACCAAAACUUUCACAAAGUUCACAAGGGUGAGCAGCUGAAAAAUGACUUGUCAACCCACUUGGCAUGAUAUUGAUGAUAUAGCUUUGUAUGCUCACAUGUUAUUGAUGAUAUAGCUAUAUCCCCAAAUGAGAUGGCCUACACGAGAAGCAUGAAUCAGAUCAAAGAGCACAGCCUUGAUGCUUACAAGUGGGUUGAGAAGUUAGCUCCAAAAACAUGGAUCAAAGCUUUCUUCAACCCAUUUUGCAAGUGUGACAUAUUAUUAAACAACAUGUCUGAAGUCUUCAACAGUUAUAUAUCGGAUGGAAGAGAGCUACCAAUUAAGUCAAUGCUGGAUUAUAUUUUCACGAAGCUCACAAAUAGGAUAGUUGGUAAGCAAAGGGAGUCAAAAAAGUGGACAGGAAGACUGUGCCCCAAGAUUCAGAAGAAACUCGACAAAUACAUUGAGUGGGCAAAGAAUUGCAGGGUGCAAGAGUAUGGUAGAGGUGUGUUCAAAGUUUUCUCUCUACAAAACUCAUACAUAGUGGACUUAAAUAUGCUAAGCUGUGACUGCAAAAGGUGGGUACUAUCUGGCAUCCCUUGCCAUCAUGCAAUAGCAACUUUCAGGCAUGAGAGGAUUGAACCAGAGAGCAUGGUUCACCCCUGCUAUACAGUGGAGGAGUACAGAAAGUGUUACGGAUAUAACAUGAUGCCAAUGAGGGAUACAAAGCUAUGGGAGAAAAUGAAUGGGAUUGAUGUGUAUCCACCAUUAUACACAAAAGUUAUGGGCAGGCCAAAGAAAAACAGGAAGAAAGAUCCAGAAGAGAAGAGUGACAUAAAUGGAGUAAAGAAGGUGACCAAGCAUGGUGUGACCAUGCACUGUUCAAUAUGUGGAGCAGCUGAUCAUAACAAAAAAGGACACCAUAAUCAUGCUGAUAAGACUCCAAAUGAAGAAGCUGCUAGGGAAUCUGAAGAAGAGUAUGAUGAUCCAUCAAUACUUGCCGUAAUACACUUGUACUCUUAUGCUUACUCCCAUAUACUUUUUCAGAUUUAGGAUAUACUAAGUUCAUACAUUGCUUGUCUUGUGCAGAACAUAAUGCCACACAGGGUAUACCCUCAGCUGGAUCCAACACAAACACCUGAUUGUAUGGUGUACAAGAUGCAGGAACAGGCAAUGAUCAUUUCACUAAUUAACUUGUACCCACUCUAUCUCAAUAAAUCAUUAGUAUGUGUGCUCACACUUCCUCUAUCUUAAUUUUUGCAGGAGAGGUUCACAUACCCAGCCCCUAGGGAAUUUGGCCCCUUG
Messenger RNA from Aegilops tauschii subsp. strangulata, 1341 nucleotides. The record is from RefSeq and is a predicted model, not a curated record. Lineage: Eukaryota; Viridiplantae; Streptophyta; Magnoliopsida; Poales; Poaceae.